ACAGACAGUAUAAUUACAUUAGAUACAUACAUUAGAUUAGAGUAGGUCGUGCCUACUGCUCCUACUGCUUGUAAAUAUAAUAUUUGUUAAUAAAUCAAGUGAUUUGUUUUAUUUUGUAAAUACCUACUAAAUUCAUCAUGUAUUUUUACUAUUGGAACUUAAUUUUGGUAAUUUUGGUGGUAAAAAAUGGUAGCAGUAUUGUGAUUGAUUUAUGCCAUGGUUACCAAGAUCAAUUUACAUGUUGGAGUCCAACGCAACGGUUCGAAAUAUUUGGAGUACAGAAAAGCGAAAGUUCAAGAUGGUAUACAACACAGAGUUUUUCAGUAUCUGAACAUUGUGGCACUCAUUUAGACGCUCCUUAUCACUUUUAUCAAGAUGGAUGGAAAUUAAAUGAUAUUCCGUUGGAACGCAUGAUAGUUGAAGGUGUGCAUCUGAAUGUCAGUCAUGAGGUCAAUGGAAAUGGUGAAUUUUUGCUUACAACCGAUCAUUUGAAAAAAUGGGAACAAGACAAUGGUCCACUCCCAAACCGUUCUGUGAUAUUAGUUAAUUUUGGUUGGGCUCAUAAGUUUAGAAAUCGUCAAUUAUACUAUAAUAACAAUGCAGAGCGAUCAACAUCAAGUUUUCCGGGUCUAUCUAAAGAAGCAGCACAAUGGAUUGUCGAUUCCAAAAAAGUAUUUGGCGUAGGAGUAGAUAGCCCGAGUGUCGACGCAGGCAGUACAACGUCAUAUGAUGUGCACAAAAUACUAUCUAAAGCCAACUUAUACAAUCUCGAAAACGUAGCUUUAAAUGGCACAAUAUUACCACAAAAAGGAUUCAAACUUAUUAUCCAGCCAAUCAAAAUUAUAGGAGGUACCGGCGGGCCUUGUCGUAUUUUAGCUUUUACAAAUAAUACAUUUGAAUAGUGAAUGAAACUUGAAUACUUGCUUAGGUAUAUACAUUUUAAUUCCGUACUUAACAGCUAUGAUUUAUUAUUGAUUGUUAUAAAAUUAAGACGUAGGUACAAAGGUUAAUGUAAAACAAGAUAUCUUUGUAAUUUUAUACAAACACAAUUUAUUUCAAAUCAUUAAUAAUUUAAGUAUUUCCACAUAUAAUAGGUCCAUUUUAGUGAUAUUCACGAACGAAUUUUCGAUUAUUUUAAUUUUUAAAUGAUUUUCACUUACUAAAUGAAAACAAAGUACAAAUGAUGCGGGAAUAAAGUGAUUAUUGAUGAUACAGAUUUAAAUAAAAUUGAUGUAGAGUGUGAACAAAAAUAUUGGUAAUUAGUUAGUAGAUACCUAAAGA
This is a messenger RNA of Melanaphis sacchari, 1281 nucleotides long. Its product is annotated as kynurenine formamidase-like. Gene Ontology annotation, molecular function: arylformamidase activity. The record is from RefSeq and is a predicted model, not a curated record. Bases 138 to 902 code for a protein of 254 amino acids. The transcript has 3 exons. Lineage: Eukaryota; Metazoa; Arthropoda; Insecta; Hemiptera; Aphididae.